Molecule: messenger RNA, 939 nt
Organism: Penicillium maclennaniae
Lineage: Eukaryota; Fungi; Ascomycota; Eurotiomycetes; Eurotiales; Aspergillaceae
Product: alpha/beta hydrolase
Exons: 1
Coding region: 1-939 (312 amino acids)
Source: RefSeq, a predicted model, not a curated record
AUGUCUACAAAAGAAACAAUCAGCAUCCCUAACAUUGCAUGGGAGACCGCAGCCGACAUUUACUUCCCACCAAAUUUCAACAAGAAUAAAUCGUACCCUGCCGUUGUAUCUGCUCAUCCCAUCGGCUCCUGCAAGGAGCAAACCUCUGGGAAUAUAUACGGGAAGGCGAUAGCAGAAGCAGGCUUUGUGGUCGUCACCUUUGACGCAUCUUUCCAGGGCGCCUCGGGUGGUAAGCCUCGUUUCAUCGAGAACCCCGAAUUCCGCGUAUCCGACUUUCGAUUUGUUGUCGACUAUAUCCAGACAUUGUCGUAUGUUGACGCUGAGCGUAUUGGCGUGCUCGGUAUUUGCGGUGGAGGUGGCUAUGCGAUCAACGCAGCUAUGACUGAUUACCGUUUCAAGUGCUGCGUUGGCAUCACCCCUGUUAACUUUGGUCGCCUCUCUCGUGAAGCCUUUGGCAACUUCGACCCAGUUAGCUCUCUUGAGAAGAUGGCAAAGCAGCGUACUCUUGAGGCUCAGGGGGGCGAACGCCUUGUCAUCAAUCUCCUCCCUCCGAGUGUUGAAGAGGCGAAGAAAGCGACUACAGAUAUCGAUGUCAUCGAGGCGACUGAAUACUACAAAACUGGCCGUGGGCAGGCGCCAAACGGAUGCACCAGCGGUCUGUUUUCAUUUAAUAGUGCUGCUCUAGCGUGGGAUGCUUUCAGUCACGCCGAAGUUCUCAUGUCUAGACCUCUCAUGGCCGUUGUCGGUGACAAACCCGGUGGUUUUGGCGCCUAUCGUGACGCCCAGGAGAUCUACGGUCGGGCGGGCACCAAGGAGAAACAGAUUGUUGUUUUGCCUGGUGUUUCCCACUAUAUGCUCUAUGACAAGCCCGAAGCAGUCAAGCCCGCUCUUGAGCAGGUCCUCCCUUUCCUUAAGAAGCACCUUGGCGAUGUCAAAUAG